AGCCUUUCCUGUUUUCUCUCAGAGUACAGAGAGCACCAUACUCUGCCAGCUGGAGGCAGUCUGACUAUCCCUGUGUACACGAGGGAGAAAGUGGUGAUGCUGUUCCAUCCUUCUAGAAACGGGGAUUCUUUCGAACUGUGUACUCUAGAGAAUGGAAUAGCAGACUGCCACGAUGAGUACAACCAUGCGAUAUCCUUUAAGGGGGAAGGUCUGGUGUUACAUGGCUUAACACCAGAAUACCAUGGGAAAUUCGAAGUGCUCCACAGGGAGAGAAAUGUGCUCCUCAGCCAUGUGUCACUGACAGUAAAAGAUCACAAAGAACACAUCACCCUGCAGACUGGAGCUGUCCUCAUUAUCCGCUUCUACACUGAUACGCCAGUGAAGGUGCUGUUUUUCCCCCCGGGGGGACAUCAGCCCCCCCGAACUCUGCUAAACCACAGUGAGGUUCUUGUCCCUGAGGACUUCUUACUGAAGAAAGGAUGCCUGGUGCUGAAAAGAGUCACACCAGCACAUCAGGGCGUUUACAAAGUGCAGUACAUCAGCAAGGAAAUCAAUAUCAACACGGUAGCGGUCACUGUGGCAGAUUCAGAGAGACUGAGUGACUUUGGAAGCCCAUAUUUUGAGAAAAGGAUCAGCGGCAAAGACACAGGUUCUGAAAAUUUGCUCCAAGAUCCCAAAUUUCUAGCAGUGUUUGCUGUUAUAGGUGUUUUGGUGGUGAUAAUUCUGGUGAUGCUGUCAGUCGGGCUGAGAAGGAGGUGGUCGGACGUUAAUGGUAAAUUGCCAGUUCCCACAGGGUUGGAGGAUGACAGCAGUCCUAGCAGGGAACUAAACUGUACAGCGUAGGUGUUCUGGAAGUAUAAAAAUGCACCAACUUGUCAUAGACAAAGAGUUUAUGAUGAAGAAUGUAUUAAGUUUGACCAAUACGUACCUUUCUAUCAUGGAGAAAGAUUAAAUAAGCUUGGUAUCUUCAAUCUAGUGUAAUGGAUAUUAAGAGAAGUAUACAAAAUGAGAAGGCUCCACGGACGAAACGUUGUGUUUUCU
This is a messenger RNA of Lepisosteus oculatus (spotted gar), 1041 nucleotides long. NCBI's taxonomy places the organism in Eukaryota, Metazoa, Chordata, Actinopteri, Semionotiformes, Lepisosteidae. The record is from RefSeq and is a predicted model, not a curated record.